GCACGACGAUAUGCCAAGCAGCGAAGUCCCCGGCGAAGUGGCCUGGACCAGGACCACGCAGGUUAAUUUCUGCUCCGACGUGUGGAGGGACUUCGACUACAACGCCUCGGACUCCGCCACCGGCGGAGCGGCCACGGCGACCUGCAAGAUUUGCGGCACGCCGAUGUGUGCCGGCAGCAAAAACGGAACCUCUCACCUUCGGCGGCACCAAGGGGGCAAGAGAUGCAUGGCCCGGGCUGCAGCGAGGCGGCUGGCCGCGCCUGAUGCUGCCGCAGAACCUUCCCCAGGUGACCACGACUAUUCCAUGGUCACCGCCGAUGAGGAGGAGCAGCAGGAUGAGGAGGAGGGAUUCAUGUUCGUGGACGGCAUGAAUAUCGUUGAGGUCUACGAUGAACUCAUGGCCAUGGGUCUCGUGGACAUCGAUCAAGGCAGCGCGGUGGUCGCCGCGCCAGAUGCGCAUUUCCCUGCUAACUACAUGCCUGUGUCUCAAGCAGCGAAUUCUUCAACUGGGUGGUUCCUCGAAAAACAAAGGAGAAAGGCAGAAAGCCAGAAAAGACUCGUACUGGAUAAGUUCAGCCAGGAUGUGCCUUUACAGUGACACCCCACCUUCAGAGAAAAGAGGAUGUUUAAUGCCAAUACGGCUCCGUACCAGGGACUGCCACAGGGGAAGUCAACAAGUACAUUACCUGUAUAAAAUUUCUCUACGAUGUGAAGUUUUUUCACAUCUUACUAAAUGCGCCACAUCUAUUUUUCUGUUUAUUAAUUUGCUUUGUUUCAUGAAAUACAUAAACAUGUACGCUUCAUGAUUUGAUGGGAACUCUGUGAGAUUGUUA
This is a messenger RNA of Phragmites australis (common reed), 833 nucleotides long. RefSeq lists its product as uncharacterized. Lineage: Eukaryota; Viridiplantae; Streptophyta; Magnoliopsida; Poales; Poaceae. The coding region runs from base 11 to 598 and encodes 195 amino acids. The record is from RefSeq and is a predicted model, not a curated record. The transcript has 4 exons.